Molecule: messenger RNA, 1623 nt
Organism: Onychomys torridus (southern grasshopper mouse)
Lineage: Eukaryota; Metazoa; Chordata; Mammalia; Rodentia; Cricetidae
Gene: Npdc1
Product: neural proliferation, differentiation and control 1
Exons: 9
Coding region: 207-1313 (368 amino acids)
Cellular component (GO): membrane
Source: RefSeq, a predicted model, not a curated record
CAGGCGCACUCCCUGCACGCUCCUCUGGCCGCUGAUCCUCCAUCGCAUCCCGGAUCCUUUGCCGCAGCGUCAGCGCCGCCUCCUCCUCUUUUCCUCUUCCUCCUCCGCCCCCUCUCGCUUCCCGGCUUCUCCAGUCGCGGUUCCCGGAGCCGGUACUGAGCCCGGGGGCGCGGGGUGCCAUGCUGCCCGGGUGGCGGCGCUGAAGCAUGGCGACGCCGGUCCCUCCGCCUUCCUCGCGGCACCUGCGGCUGCUGCGGCUGCUGCUCUCCGGCCUCAUCCUCGGAGCGGCCCUGAACAGUGCCACCGCCCGCCGCCCGGAUGCUCCCACCUGUCCUGGAAGCCUGGACUGUGCCCUGAAGAGGCGGGCCAGAUGCCCACCGGGCGCACAUGCCUGUGGACCAUGCCUUCAGUCCUUCCAGGAGGACCAGCAAGGGUUCUGUGUGCCCAGGAUGCACCAGUCUUCUGGGGAGGACCUGCCCCAGCCCAGACUGGAAGAGGAGAUCGAUUCUCUGGCCCAGGAACUAGCAUUGAAGGAGAAGGAGGCUGGACACCCAAGGCUUACAGCACAGCCCUUGCCUGAGGCUGCACAGAAGCUCCUAGAGCCUGCAGCUACCCUGGGAUUCUCACAGUGGGGUCAAGGACUGGAGCCCGGCCUCCCCUCCAUUCACGGAACCUCCCAGCCCACACCCCACGCCUCCUUGGGCUCCCCUGUAUCUUCUGGGCCUGUGCACAUGUCUCCGCUGGAGCCCCAGGGCGGACAUGGAAAUGGCCUCACCCUUGUGCUGAUCCUGGCUUUCUGCUUGGCGAGCACAGCCGCCCUGGCUGUGGCAGCCCUCUGCUGGUGUAGGCUACAACGAGAGAUUCGCCUGACUCAGAAGGCCGACUACGCUGCCACAUCCAAGGCGCCCACUUCCCCUACAACACCGCGGAUCUCGCCUGGGGAUCAGCGGCUGGCGCACAGCGCUGAGAUGUAUCACUACCAGCACCAGAGACAGCAGAUGCUGUGCCUGGAGCGGCAUAAGGAACCUGCAAAGGAACUGGAGUCAGCCUCCUCUGAUGAGGAGAACGAAGAUGGCGACUUCACGGUGUAUGAGUGCCCAGGCCUGGCACCGACAGGGGAGAUGGAGGUGCGCAACCCGCUGUUUGACCAUUCCUCGCUGUCCGCCGCACCAGUGCCGGGUCCCAAUUCCUCACCUCCGCUGCACCAGUGCCGGGUCCCAAUUCCUCACCUCCGCUGCACCAGUGCCGGGUCCCAAUUCCUCACCUCCGCCGCACCAGUGCCGGGUCCCAAUUCCUCACCUCCGCUGCAGUGACUCCUAGGGUGAUGCCCACUUGCCUGCAGCCCACAGCUCACCGAUGAGAGAAGCAAGGCCUGGUGUUCCCCGUUGAAAAGAACAGCAUUGUGACCCUCUGCAUGCUUCUGGCAGGAGGGAGGCACCAGCCCCUGGGCUUCCUUGCCAGGGAGAUUCUCCACCUUAUGUGGGAGACCUAGCAUCUGCUUGCACUUUCUCUACCUGGUCUGAACCCUCAAACUGGAGGGACUAGUCCAGGACCCCUAGAGCCCAGGCAUGGGUAGAAAAUUCUGGAGAUAAAAGCCAAUUAAAGUCUUUUUCAAAUCUGUGA